Molecule: messenger RNA, 1050 nt
Organism: Cryphonectria parasitica EP155
Lineage: Eukaryota; Fungi; Ascomycota; Sordariomycetes; Diaporthales; Cryphonectriaceae
Exons: 4
Coding region: 1-1050 (349 amino acids)
Source: RefSeq, a predicted model, not a curated record
AUGCCAUGGUUCCCACCGCCCGGUACGGCCGCCAAUGAUGAUCUGGGACCUAGUCUUACUAUAACCGUGUGGAUUUUGACCGUCCUUCCUCUGCUGUUCGUCAUCAUGAGGAUAUGGGGGAAGAUUUGGACGGGGCGGAAGCUUUGGGCAGAUGAUUAUGUGUUGAUAGUAGCCUGGAUCUGUAUGCUUGCUGCUGCCAUCUUGACGACAAUCGCAGUGCAGAGAGGCUUCGGGAAGCACCAAUGGAACGCACCCCCAGACUUCCUCGAAUCAACCUUGACGUUCGUAUGGGUCUUUGGAAACCUCGUUCUUGUGGCCAGCGUGUUGAGCAAAAACUCGUUUGCCCUCACGAUGUUGAGGCUGGUCUUUCUCGAUAGCUGGAUGAGAUUCGUCAGUUGGUUCAUCGUUGUUACCACGAACCUCUUCCUCGUUAGCAAUAUUGUCUUGGUCUGGGUUCUGACGACACGCUGUGACUCUUGCAGCCCUGAUUUUGGACCUUCGACUCCCAGAGUACAAAAAGUGGUGGCACUAACUUCCCUCAAAGCCUACGCUGCAGCAAUGGACUUUACCCUCGUAGCCAUGGCUUGGGUUCUCGUGUCCAGACUAAAGCUCCGCACCAGGGGUGAGCGCAUCAUCGUCGGCAUUGCCAUGAGCAUGGGCGUCUUUGCUGGCGCCGCCUCCAUCGUCAAGGCCGUCGAGCUGCCCGCCAUCUCGCUGCCCGACUACAGCUACCAGUUUGCCAGGGUGCACUUCUGGUCCAUCACAGAGCCAUCUGUCACGAUCAUCGCCACGUCGAUCCCCAUGUUGCGGGUUCUAUGCGAGCGCGACGGUCGGACCAAGGCGACUGGGCACGCUCAUUCCGAGAGGCUGGCCACGCUUGAACCGAAGCGGACUGCCUCGUCGACCUACUCUUCUGCGGGGGAGAGGACGUUGUAUCGCCUGUCGGAUUAUUCGACGCAAGGCACUGCCAAGAAUGGGGACGGGGAUGUCGAGCUGGUCGAGGCAGGGACGGGCCAAAGAGAGGAGCUUCACAAGCUGGGCGAAUGCUAG